CUCGCACUGGCCGGCGCCGGCGCCGGCGCGGGCUCCCUAUUCACCGCGGCCCUCACCAGCCUCGGCGUCUCGCCCGGCGCCGCCGCGCCCCCCGCCGCCGCCGCGAGUGUCGCGGCCGCGGCCGCGCCGCCGCCGCCCGGCAGCUCCAUCGGCGCGACGGGCUUCCGCGCGCCGAGCCCGAGCGGCGGCGGGUUUGGAUUCGUGGACGGCGGGUUUGCGGGGGUCGCGGCGGAGCGGGGCGCCGCGCUGCGGGCGGCGGUGCGGCCGCUGAAUGACAUUCUGGAGGUUAGGACCGAGCCGCCGCCCGCGCGCGCCAUCGCCGCCGCGGCGCCGGGCAAG
Messenger RNA from Monoraphidium neglectum, 339 nucleotides. RefSeq lists its product as hypothetical. The transcript has a single exon. Lineage: Eukaryota; Viridiplantae; Chlorophyta; Chlorophyceae; Sphaeropleales; Selenastraceae. The annotation marks the transcript as partial. The record is from RefSeq and is a predicted model, not a curated record.